GUGCCCACGUUUUAGAUCUGUUAUAUCGGGUCACCAUCCAUCCGGUUUUUGGUCGGUUCCAUGUGUCCUGCCUUUGCUUUCUCCUGGUUCUUUCUUCGCGGGGGGAAAAAGAAGCCAAGGAAUCGCUCUUUACAAGGGCGUCAGAUCGAUUUCUCAACUGAUUAUUUCCUCACCGCUUGCCAGGAAGGAAGCAUGGCGUUCGCCUUCUCCACCUUUUUCCUCGUACUUCUCCUGGCCCCCUCUCUCCUCCUCCUCCACCCGUCCGCCGGCGAAUCGUUCGACGUCCGGCAGCACCUCUCCACCGUCACCAGAUACGAUGCUGUAAAAGACUCCAACAAUGCCAAUUUUGUGCCUUCUGCUAUACCAGAUGGAUGCAAAGCAAUCCACUUAAAUCUUGUGGCAAGGCAUGGAACCCGCUCUCCGACUAAAAAACGCAUCAAAGAGUUGGAUCAGCUGGCUAUUCGCUUGGAUACUAUUCUGAAUGAUGCAAGGGGGUCACAAAAAGAUUCUUCCUUGCAGAAGAUUCCAAAGUGGUUAUCAGGGUGGCAGUCCCCUUGGAAAGGAAGACAGAAAGGUGGUGAGCUAACUAGCAAAGGGGAAGAUGAAUUAUACCAUCUAGGACUUAGAGUGAGGGAAAGAUUUCCAGAAUUGUUUGAGGAGGAAUAUCACCCUGAUAUUUACUCAGUAAGGGCAACCCAGGUUCCUCGUGCUUCAGCUAGUGCUGUGGCAUUUGGCAUGGGGCUGUUCUCUGGGAAAGGAAGCCUUGGACCAGGGCGGCAUCGUGCUUUUUCUGUGCUAAGCGAGAGCCGUGCCAGUGACAUUUGUCUACGUUUCUAUGACACUUGUGAAACUUACAAGGAAUUUAGGCGCAGUCAGGAACCUGCUGUUGAAAAGCUCAAAGAACCGAUUUUGGAUGAAAUUACUUCUUCAUUAGUCACUCGUUACCAGCUGAAUUUCACAAGACAGGAUGUUGCCUCUCUUUGGUUUCUUUGCAAACAGGAAGCAUCCUUGUUGGAAAUUACUGAUCAAGCUUGUGGCCUGUUCAGUGCUUAUGAGGUCUCUUUACUUGAGUGGACAGAUGACCUGGAGGUAUUUCUACUAAAAGGUUAUGGCAAAGCCAUUAAUUAUCGCAUGGGAGUGCCAUUACUCCAAGACAUUGUUCAAUCAAUGGAGGAAGCAAUCAUGGCUAAAGAAGAAAACCGCACCCCUGGAAUUUUUGAGAAGGCAAGGCUCCGCUUUGCACAUGCUGAGACAGUUGUGCCUUUGACCUGUCUGCUCGGGCUCUUUCUUGAGGAAUCUGAAUUUGAGCAAAUACAAAGAGAGCAACCCUUAUGCCUGCCUCCAAAGCCUCCUCAGAAAAGAAAUUGGAGGUGCAGUAUUGUGGCACCUUUUUCUGGAAAUAAUGUGUUAGCUUUGUACCAGUGUCCUGGUAAUAAUUCUAGUGACAUCAUGCUGUCUGGAGCUCACAGAAGCAAGUAUUUCGUGCAAGUUCUACACAAUGAAAUCCCAACUCCCCUGCCGGGUUGUGGCGACACAGAUUUUUGCCCAUUCGACGUUUUCAAGGAACGAGUUGUCAACCCCCAUCUAAAGCAUGACUUUCAUUCGGUCUGCAAUGUGAAGUUGGAAUUGCCAGAAGCUAAGAUAGAACAAAUCGAGUCUUGUUCCCUGAUUUGUAAGUUGUCAAAUUUAUUCCGUAGACUUUUCGUUCUGAAAAGAUCGAAUACAUACACCAAAAACCAGAAGACGGAAUUGUGAUCCUACAUUAAUCAUGAUUGGUACUUGCCUUAAAAGAUUUAUUUUUAUCACAUUCACGGAGAUGAUGCAAUUGUUCAAAAUCUGAUGGUUCUCACAAGGGAUCUGCUGGAUGUUACAGGAAGCAGAGAGGCUAUCUAGGAGGAGUAGUUUUAACCGUUCCAGUCCUGAGACAUUCCUUUUUCAAUGUAACUCAAGAUGUAUGAAUGAUUCUACAGCUGUGGGAACUCAAUUUUGUAUAAUGAAGCUACAAACUCUUAUGGUCCUGUCUACACGUGGAUACCCAGUUGGGUGCCAGUAGUGUGUACUGAAAGUAUGCAUUCUGACAUGCAGCUAAUUUUUAUAUUUUACUAUGAUUUUUUCAUAUGUAGUGAGAGAGAGGGGCUACACGUUUUAUGUUAAUUUCUUAGAAAAAGAGAAUUUAAAAUUGAUGGUAUACUAUUGAAACUUAAUAUUGAAAUUGUAGAACAUUACAUACAUUAUAAAAAUGUUUAGAUAUGAAAAUUCAGGUUUCU
This is a messenger RNA of Elaeis guineensis (African oil palm), 2267 nucleotides long. RefSeq lists its product as uncharacterized. Lineage: Eukaryota; Viridiplantae; Streptophyta; Magnoliopsida; Arecales; Arecaceae. The record is from RefSeq and is a predicted model, not a curated record. Gene Ontology annotation, molecular function: inositol phosphate phosphatase activity; acid phosphatase activity.